Molecule: messenger RNA, 1282 nt
Organism: Trichomycterus rosablanca
Lineage: Eukaryota; Metazoa; Chordata; Actinopteri; Siluriformes; Trichomycteridae
Product: gastrula zinc finger protein XlCGF52.1-like
Exons: 3
Coding region: 31-1230 (399 amino acids)
Biological process (GO): regulation of transcription by RNA polymerase II
Cellular component (GO): nucleus
Molecular function (GO): DNA-binding transcription factor activity, RNA polymerase II-specific
Source: RefSeq, a predicted model, not a curated record
CCCUUUGUGUGCAGUAAAUAAAAGAACAGAAUGGAGCAAAUAAAAGAAGAAAUCCAUGAAAUCAGCUUGAUGGAGGAAUUUGUUACAGUGAAAGUGAAAGAAGAAAUAGUAAAAAAAGAAGAAAUAGAAGAUAAAGUGAACGAGGGAAAUGGAAUUACGAAAGUCCUGAAAAAACCUGGUGAGGAAUGUGAUGGAGAUGAUGAGCACAGACAAGAGGACGAUAGAAAACAACACCAGUGCCUCCACUGUGGGAAAUGCUUCAUGCUAAGUUCUGAAUUCCAAAAACACCAGAAUAUUCACAGUGAAGGAAAAUCUUACUGCUGUUCUGAGUGUGGAAAGCGUUUUACAAAAGCAGGAAACUUUAAAACUCACCAGCACAUUCAUACUGGAGAAAAACCCUAUACUUGCUCAGAGUGUGGAACGAGUUUCAAGACAGCAGGAUGUUUAAAAACUCACAAGCGCAUUCACACUGGAGAAAAACCUUAUUCCUGCUCAGAAUGUGGGAAGAGUUUUACACUCGCUGGAAACUUCAAAACUCACCAGCGCAUUCAUACUGGAGAAAAACCUUAUACGUGCUCAGAAUGUGGGAAGAGUUUUACACUCGCUGGAAACCUGAAAAUACACCAGCUAACUCACAGUCUGCUUAAACCACAUGUCUGCUCCCACUGUGGUAGAAGCUUUGCUCAAAGAAAUAGCUUAAAACUACACCAGAGAGUUCACACUGGAGAGAAACCCUACACUUGCUCAGAGUGUGGAAAGAGUUUUACACAUGUAGACAGUUUAAAAAGACACCAGCUGAUUCACACUGGAGAAAAACCGUUUCAGUGCGGAGAGUGUGACAAAAGAUUUUCACAAAGUAGUUAUUUAAAGGAACACCAGAAAAUUCACAUAGUGGAAAAAGCUUAUCGGUGCUCUCACUGUGGGAAGAUUUUUUCUCACGCACGUGCCUUAAACAGACAUCAGUGGAUUCAUGACGGAAAUAAACCGUAUGAGUGCCGCAAGUGUGGCAGAAAGUUUGUGUACAUUUCUCAGUUGAAGUAUCAUCAAAAAAUUCACAACGGGCAAAAAUCUUUCCAGUGUGGACAUUGUGGGAAGGGUUUUCUAGAAACAAGAGACUUACAAAGACACCAGCGCAUUCACACUGGUGAAAAACCUUAUCACUGCAGUAAGUGUGGGAAAUGUUUUAGGUACUCACAAAGCUUAAAAAAACACCAGCUAGCAAAACACUAAUCAUGAGGAAAAUAAACUGACAAUAAAUUGUUGUUGUGUUCAAAUGUCCAAA